Rotaria sordida is the source of this 480-nucleotide messenger RNA. The record is from the annotation of a GenBank genome assembly. NCBI's taxonomy places the organism in Eukaryota, Metazoa, Rotifera, Eurotatoria, Philodinida, Philodinidae.
UUAUGUCGGUUAAAAUAUGGUUCGGAAAGAAUUAUUAAAAAUAAUUUAUUAUGUUCAAACUAUCAGUUGUUUUGGUCUAAACAAAAACGUACAUUCACUACUGAUCAUGCAGGAGAUGAUCGAAUAAAAUAUGAUCAUAAUGUUAAAUUACAUACAGAUGGAUUUAUUAAAACAAUUAUUAGUAAUAGUCGGGAAUUAUAUCAUAAUUUACGUGAUGAUUUUCGAGCUCAUUGGGGAUUUAAUGCUGGUUUAAUUAUCGUUAUAUUCUCAUAUGUUGGUAUAUUUAUCGGACGAUUUAUAUUAGAAUAUAGACGAGAAAAUAAAGAAUUAUAUUUGAAAGAAAAACAAAUGGAUUUGCAACAAAAACAAAUGGAUUUUGAUCAUGAAUAUAAAAUGAUCGAACUUGGUUUGAAACAAAAGUCUCACCAACAAGAAAUGAAACAGAUAAAGACAGAAAAAGAAUCAUCUUCAUCAAAAUAA